Messenger RNA from Aedes albopictus (Asian tiger mosquito), 4471 nucleotides. RefSeq lists its product as uncharacterized. Bases 1353 to 4010 code for a protein of 885 amino acids. Lineage: Eukaryota; Metazoa; Arthropoda; Insecta; Diptera; Culicidae. The transcript has 7 exons. Gene Ontology annotation, molecular function: inositol hexakisphosphate kinase activity. The record is from RefSeq and is a predicted model, not a curated record. Gene Ontology annotation, cellular component: cytoplasm; nucleus. Gene Ontology annotation, biological process: inositol phosphate biosynthetic process; phosphatidylinositol phosphate biosynthetic process.
UGGUUCACUUCGUUUCGUCAGUCUUUUUCUAGAAGUCCGUAUGAAAAGUAGGUUUUCCAACUUGGAUCCCGUGUCGGUCGUUUGAUUGAAGUUCGCAGCGUUCGCAAUCGCCCCAAAAACGAUCUCGUUCGAUAGAUCGUACCGUACGCGUUCCGAAUCGCCCCAUCCGAGCGCCCCAGGUGCCCCACAAGGUGGGAAAAUCGCCGUUCGAAAGUUGCACUUUUCUCCUCGCCUCGGUCAGCCAUUGUUUAAAGUCUCGAAUCAUUUUUCGCCUACUGAGGUCCUCCACCUCGCUUGCCCGAGCCAGACCAGUAGUGCUCGCUCUCGCGCUGAGCUAACAGUACCCACAGCGUAGCGAAGAGGGUGGUGGUGUGAAAGCUCCUUAUUCGGCCAGUAAGUGUGUUGGUGGCGAGUGAAUUAGUGUGGGUUACUUGGAAUGUUGCUGUGGUAGUAGUAGUGGAUCGAAGUACGCAACCAGUGCGAAACGUCAACCCUCGCGAAACCAAGUGCGGGAUCCGUGCAAAGCAGUCCUCGUUGCGAAAAGAUAACAAAUCAACAUAGGGAAAUUGUUUUGCGAGAAGUGGAAAGUAAAUUCCCUGGCGUAAUCGAGUUUUUACCAAUGCAGUGCAAAUCUGCGCUGUUGUGUGAUUCUCGACGGUGAAAAGGCAAUCGUUUUGUGUGCGGGGUUUAAUAUGUGACGUAGGUGGCGAAGAAAGAGCGUGUUUAUUUUGAUAGGCGUUUUCAAGUGAGGCAGCAGCUUAUCAUCCAGUGCAAGCUAAAGAAGAGUGCGUUGCUAUGUAGCCAUCCGGUUCCUACGAUCGUAGCCGUGCUUUGAUGUGUGUUCUUUAUGAUUUUAUAUUUUGCUUUGGGUUCCGUUUUCGCAACAAGACGACAAUGGAGUGGAAAUUUUUUUGAAGUGACGAGCUUUAUCAAGACAAAGUGAAACCAACCACAGUCAGCUGUUUGUGAAACUUUGAAAAACUGGAAUCCAAGUCGUCAAGCUGGAGGGAUUACAUCGUUUAUUUGAACAGUUUUAUCUAACGUGACUAGCCCGUCGCGCAGUUCGCCGAACGAAAUCGUGAGUGCGUGCCCGAUCCGUAGCGGCAUCAGCAGCAUCAGCAGCAUUACAAACCGCGGGAAGACGACGACAGCGACGCCGCACCACGGGACGGGACUUUUCGUUCUCAAGUGCACAGAAAAAUUCGUUAAGGUGGCUCCGCAGGCCGUACAACAACCCUUAGUCAGUACUGUAAGGUUUCACUUUCCGCCGGUGGUACCCGUUGCGAACCCUCCGCCGCCCGAUAUCGAACGCUCUUCUUGCCGAAGCAGGGUACAAUUUUCGCCACAAGGGUAUGGUAUAUUUUCUGGGACAUUGGGGCAUGGGAGAUACUGAACGCACUACAACUCAGCAUGUCUCCAAUAGUGUGCAACAACAACCAAAACAACAGAAGCAAAACAGUUUCAACGUUUUCAACGUCGUCAGCAGCAGUCAGCAGUCGCAGCAGCAGCAGCAGCAACAGCAGCUUCUCUCUGUACGAAAUGCAGAAUACGCGUCUGAAGUCCAACUGCAACAGCAGCUGCAGCGACGGCAAAACAACCAGUUGCACUACCAUCAGCAACAGCAGCACUUGCAGUUUGGACCUGACUCGUCAGCGCUUAUUAGUGGUUUCUGCCUAACCAAAAGCGCCAACGUCGAUCUCCCGCCGUACCUGGAAGAUCAACAGCAGCAACAGUCAGCGGAGCAGCUCAACAAUUGUCACAUCGAUUGUGGUGGCAAUAUCGUGGUUAGCAAUACCCAUCAUCAUCAUCAUCUUCACAGCAGCAAUCAUCGCAACAACAGUAGUGGUAUUAGUGUCGGUAGUAGUGUUCAGUGUUGUGCGCAAGAGUUAAGUUUCCAUCACCAUCAUCAUAAUCAUCCUCUUCAUCAACAUCAACAACAGCAAUCACAACAAAGUCAGCAACGACAUCAUCAUCAACAGCAGCAGCAACACGACACUGAAAGUGACGAGGAUGAAAUCGCUCUCUAUCCUCUCAACAAUCAGGUCGGCGGUCAUACGCGACUGCUACUGCUGAACCAGAGCACCGUCAUCAAACCGUUGAAUCUAAGAGAACUAGAGUUCUACCAAAACAUUCCCAGCGACAUCCAGCAGUUCGUUCCAAAGUACAGAGGCGUCAUGCAAGCCACCACGAUGGGCGGUACCAAGCUGGAAAAGCGCUACUCGCCGAGCUUCCGGGACGAUCCGGGUCGCAAAACCGCCGCCUCGAAGCGCAAACGCGAGGAAGUACUACGGAUGAAAAUACAUAAGAAUGGCAUACCUUCAGAAGUGUUAAAAAGUAUUUCACAGAUUGACAACUCCAACAAACAAUAUUUCCUAAUGCUGGAAAACAUCACCUCCUGCUAUCGGCAGCCGUGCAUCCUGGAUCUGAAGAUGGGCACCCGCCAGCACGGGGACGAUGCCUCGGCGGAAAAGCGCAGCAAGCAGAUGGCCAAGUGUGCCGCUAGUACAUCGGCUUCGCUCGGCGUCCGCCUGUGCGGUAUGCAGGUCUACCAGGCGGACAUCGACCACUACAUGAAGAAGGACAAAUACUGGGGCCGGGAGCUGAACGAGGACGGCUUCAAAGGGGCGCUGCACAACUUUUUCCACAACGGGUUCCGAUUACGGACCAAGGUGAUCGGCAAGGUGCUGGACAAGCUCGAGCAGAUGCGGCGCGUCAUCGAGAAGCAGUCCAGCUAUCGGUUCUACUCGUGUUCCCUGCUCAUCGUGUACGAAGGCUACGAAGAACCUCCGACGACGCCGGCCAGUAGCUCGUUUCCAUCGGAACCGGACUACCACAUCCUGGAGACGGAAUCCAACUCCUACUGCUACGAUGCGGACGCUUCGAACAGUUCCAUCGAGCAGUUCAACAUGUCCUCCUCGCACGACGACCAGCCGGAUGAUACCGGGUCGUCCAACACCACUUCUUCGGCUCACCAACGGCUCAACGCCUCGAUGGCAACGGUGGCUACGGCUGCUGCAGCUGCCAAGGCAGCAGCAUCGGCGGUCACCAGUUUAUCUACAUCGGCCACGUCCAGCGGGGCCUCCAGUGGAGGCAGCUGCUCCUCGGUAAGCGGCAGUGCCGGCAGUAAGGGCAAGGCACCGUUCGUUCCGAUAUCGGAAGAAACGGUGUACCCCGGAGUGUGCGAUGUGACGAUGAACGUUCCCAUGGGAACGACACAGAACGUGACCAGUUCCAGUCCGCACUCGAUGGACUCGUGGAUGAACUACAGUAGCAAUAGCAGUAGCGAUGACUACGCAACGGCCUUCGUGGUGCCGACCCAUGUACAAAACGCCGAAGCCGACGCCAGCUCGGACUUUGACGGAGGUUUCAGCGGUCGGGUCGUUCCGCCGAGUCGGAAACUCAGCAACGUCGAAGCCGUUGAACGGAUUCGCGAGCGGUCCUCAUCUCUCACGUCGACAGUUCCAGCUUCUAUGGCUAUGACUACGACGGUGACGACCACUACAGCGACGGCGCCGUCGGCCUCGCACUGUUGUGGCAGUAUUAGUGUUGUAAACAAUAACAAUAGUAGCAGUAGUUGUGGUAAGGCUUACGACCAGUCCGACGCCGGUUACCACGAGGAUGAAGAAAGGGACGAUCUCGAUGACGACGAAGAAGGCGCCGUGGACGACGACGAUGACGAGGACGACGAAGGACAUCUGGUGACAUCGAAGCGACACCGCGGCAAGGAAUCGGCCGAGCGCCGGGCGGCAUCCAAAGUACAGCAGACCCUCCGGAGAAAGCUCAGCUCCAAGUCCAAGUCUACGUCGAUCAGCGGAGGCAGCACCGGUUCCAGCACGCAAGGGCUCGCCGAUGUGCGAAUGAUCGAUUUCGCGCACACCACCUUCGAGAUCAAGAACGGAACCUCGAUGUGCAGUACCAAUACCAAGGUGCACCACGGACCGGACAGCGGUUUCCUGCGAGGUCUGGACAGCCUCAAACGCAUCCUGACCGAAAUCUGCGACGAGCACUGAGAGUGAGAGACGAGCCAAACCGAUCUCCUUCUGUACUAUAUACCGUCGUUGGUUCUUCCUUCCUGUGUGUAUUUAAGUGCAUAACCCUAGGAUACCUUAGAGAACUGGCACGUGCCGCGACGGGGCACGUGCAUCCCUAGACUCUAUCUCUCUAUCUCGGUCUCAUUCUCGGAGCGUUCAUCCCCAUCGUGGGGAUGACACUGAGUAGCAGCUGUGCGAACGGCUCUUCCAGCGCAGCGGGACUUUGAUUGAAUCCGGAGUGGAGCAGCGGAACAGCAGGCGGCCUGCAGCAUGCAGCAAGCAGUCCUUCCGGUGUAAAAGUGCGUGUUUUGUCGAAACGAGGAAACACCCGUUUAUUUUGUGAAAUAUUGUGAUACUGAAGCAUUUUUUCAUCCAAGUACAUAUAUUAAAGUAUAUAUUUAAUACGAGAGGAAAACAAAGAAAAGUUACAAUUACAAAUA